AUGAUGAGUCAGCCAUCUCCCACUCUACCCCACAACAAUGGCAUGUCUCCUGACCGUCAAGCAUUGACCCCACCGGUCAGAUCUAGCAACAAAACCUUAGGCAAGUCAUCCACCGGGCAGAGCACCAUGGUUCCCAACACAGUGACACAACCAAAGAAGGCCACCAAGCAGGGCAAGCCACCAAAACAACCAGCCAAGAAGGCCCGCACAAGUGCAGGUGUCCAAUUUCAGGAACCAUCUUCUGCCCAACCCUUGGGCUCGGCUGUUCAAGUAGACACGUCUCACAUGGAAAGGGACAACAGUCAAACCUCAUCUCUUACUGCGUCUACGCCGCAAGGUGGAGGGUCUCCAUUCUUCUCUCCUCCUCCUGGGAAGGCGCACAGUGAUGGCGCCAGUAAAUCCUCUCGGUCCGCCCGCGGAGCUCCCCGCUCCGCGGAGGGGCCAUGA
Cylindrotheca closterium is the source of this 447-nucleotide messenger RNA. Lineage: Eukaryota; Bacillariophyta; Bacillariophyceae; Bacillariales; Bacillariaceae. The record is from the annotation of a GenBank genome assembly.